CAGCAUCCAAGCUCAAGGAACAGAGUUCCUUUCAAGGAUUUGUUAGAGCGAAAUGAAUUGGGCAUAAUCGACUCUCCACUCCUCUGGACAGAUCCCGAAGUCCAGGAUGACAAUGUCCGGAAGACUCACGCAGCACAUAACCUCGCCAACUCGAUUUCCGAAGAACUCCUCGUGCGAGGAGGUCGUCUAGCCAGAGACGAAGAACUGUUCCUUUCAGCUGACAGCAGCAACGUAACGGACCUCGAGCGUGACGCCUUGAAUCGCGAGAAGACGUCGAGCCUCUGGCAACAAAGCAAGGAGCUCAAAGUGAUCUUAUUGACUUGCUGUAUCGCUGCUAUUGCUCAAGGCUGGGACCAAGCGUCUCUUACUGGUGCUAAUCUCUCUUGGCCGACCGAUUUUGGAUUGCGUGUUGAUGGUGUCUCGCAAAGAAGGAGAGAUGUGUGGAUCUUUGGUGGUGUGAAUUCUAUUACUUAUUUUGCUGCUAGUGGAGUCGGGGCCUGGAUUUCCGAUCCUUUGAACGAGUAUUUCUAUGGUCGUCGCGGUGCCUUGUUUAUUGCUGGUCUGUUCUCGUUUGUUGGUGUAGUUGGAAGUGCGUUUUGUCAAGCAUGGCAGUCGUUGUUCUUUUGUCGGCUUUUGGUCGGUGUUGGUAUGGGUGCUAAAGCGAGCGUUGUUCCUAUUUUCGAGAGUGAAAUUGCUCCAGCUCGCAUUCGAGGACGGUUGUUGGUUUCCUGGCAGACGUUCACAGCUCUGGGUAUCUUCUUGGGAAGUGCGGCCAAUCUCAUCGUUCAUAAGGAUUGGCGGUGGCAGACAGCAUCGGGUUUCAUACCAGCUGUUGUCCUACUUACACUGGCAUUUGUCUGUUCCGAAUCUCCAAGGUGGCUCAUCAAACAAGGCAAAUAUCAGAAGGCUUACGAAGUCCUUGUACGGCUCCGUGAGAAUCCGCUAUUAGCAGCACGGGAUCUGUAUUACAUCCACGCCCAGAUCCAAGUCGAAACUAGUUUGUUUUCGAAACGAGAAGACGUCGAACGGCAACUGAAUGACUGGUCCGCAAAUGUCGAUCGAGACAUGUAUCAGCAAGAGUUCAAACACACGAGUUAUCCUCGUCGUUUCAUACAACUUUUUACCAUUAGUCGCAACAAGCGAGCAGCGGUUGCAAGUCUUGUCGUGAUGGCUGCGCAACAAAUGAGUGGCAUCAACAUCUUUGCCUUUCUUGCUGCGUCUUUCCUGGCUGAUUCUGGAUUCAGUCCCAUCAACAGUCUUUGGCUAUCGUUUGGGUUCGGCGCUUCGAAUUUUUUGUUCUCGCCCUUGGCUUAUUGGUUUAUCGACACCAAAGGACGAAGAUACCUUCUGUUAAUGUCUUUGUUAUGCUGCUUUCCAAUGCUGUUGGCCACUGGUUUCAGUUUCAAGAUCCAGGACGAGAACGCGAGGAUCGGUGUUGUGGCAACAUUCUUGGUUCUCUUUACACUGGCGUAUAGCCCGGGCGCUGGAGUCGUGCCGUUUCUGUAUAGUUCCGAAAUCUGGCCCCUCCUCACCCGCGAAGUCGGCAUGUCAUGGGCCUGUUUCUGGAACUUCCUCCUCGCAGGCGUCCUCGCCCUCACCGUUCCCCAGUUGACACAAGCCAUAGGACAUACCGGCCUCUUGAGUCUCUUCGCUGGACUCGACGCUGUUGCGUUCUUGCUCGUGUGGCUCCUUGUCCCUGGCACUGCUGAGGUGACGACUUUGGAGGAUAUGAAUUAUGUGUUUGGAGUGCCGACGAGGAGGCAUUGCGAGUACCAAUUACGGGAAGUGCUACCGUGGUGGCUC
This is a messenger RNA of Mollisia scopiformis, 1803 nucleotides long. RefSeq lists its product as uncharacterized. Gene Ontology annotation, biological process: transmembrane transport. The transcript has 3 exons. The record is from RefSeq and is a predicted model, not a curated record. Gene Ontology annotation, cellular component: membrane. Gene Ontology annotation, molecular function: myo-inositol:proton symporter activity. Lineage: Eukaryota; Fungi; Ascomycota; Leotiomycetes; Helotiales; Mollisiaceae. The annotation marks the transcript as partial.